Messenger RNA from Nicotiana tabacum (common tobacco), 3062 nucleotides. RefSeq lists its product as uncharacterized. The record is from RefSeq and is a predicted model, not a curated record. NCBI's taxonomy places the organism in Eukaryota, Viridiplantae, Streptophyta, Magnoliopsida, Solanales, Solanaceae.
UUAGAUAGAGCGGACCCCUCCCUCUUUUACACAAAUAAAACCCUAGCCCCCCUAAUACCUUCAUCCUCUCAAGUCAGCCGCCGCCCCUCUCUUUCUUUUUCUCUACAUCACACAAGCCUAUUCUAUCAUCUGGAUACACACACGAAAUCUAUCAUCUGAUAUUCUCACAAACACACACGAAAUAGCUGAAAAACAGAUCCGAAAUUCGAAAAUUAAGAAAGAAAUCUGUAAACAAAAAGAAAAACAGUGGAUUUCAAUGGAUUUUACAUUGGAAGUGAUUCAAAGGGCUGGAUUUUUUUUUGGCUGAUUUGAGAGAGUUCUCCAUUUGUUUCUGGGUUUGCAAUCUAGAAUGAAUCUGCAAUUUGCUGCUGUUGUCGAUUGUUGAGUAGCUGAUAUCCAUUCCUCAUUUUAGACCUUUAUUUGAUUUGUAAUCUUUAUUUGGGCAUCCGUUGGGAGACCUUAAAGUAGGAAGGAAUCAACAUGAGCUUGUAGUAGAGAAAGGGCUGGAUCCAUGUAUAGAGCUUCAGAUGAGUCAGAUGAGGAUUACACAGUUGAUGAGUCAGAAGAUGGAUGUUCUUCUUUUGUCGGAGAUGAGUCAGAUGAGAGCUUAGGUGAAUUUGAAGAUGAGGAGGUCGAGGAAUUGAAGACGAAGCCGAUUAAAAAGGUUGUUCGAUCAGGAGAACCAAGGAGAAACAGAAAAGGCACUGUAAGGCCUAGAAAGAGAAAGAGAGUUUCAUAUAGAGAAGAUGACGAUGAUGAUGAUGAGGAAUUCACACCAGAUGGCUUGGAUGCAGAUGAGGAUUUGCCAGUAAUGAACGGGAUGAAGAAUUUGAGCAAGUCACGGUUGCGUAAGGGCACUGCCAAAGAUCAUGAUGAAGAGGAUGAGGAUGAUGAGGAUGAUGAGGAAUUCACUCCAGAUGGCUUGGACGAAGAAGAAGAUGAAGAAGAGUUUCCAGUAUUGAAAGGGAUGAAGUAUUCAAGCAAGCCACAAUUGCGUAAUAGCACUGCCAAAGAGCAGAAGAGAACUAGAAAUCAUAAAGAAUUGAAAAGGAUCACGAGAAAGAAACCGCAGAACAGACGCCGAUUGAAAAGGAAAGCAAGAUCUGAAAAUGAUGAGAAGUUCAUAGACGUCGAUCCAGUUUUGGCAGAAACGAAUAAAAAGAACGCAGGUCAGAGGAGAAAAAGAAAGAGACUAAGAGUAGAUUCGGAUUCAGAUUUUGUUGAGAGUUCUGGAUCAUCUCACCGUGAGUUUACCAUCUCUGAAGAAGAGAGGGAACAAGUCAGAGAGGCUAGCCGAUUUUGCAGGGGCCUUGUUACAGCUUGGAGGGGCUCAGCUUCCUUGAAAAAUUUACCGAAAGAGGAAGCUCCGCGUCUACAAAGAAAAUAUCCAGGAAGAAAGGAUAAAGAGAAAGUGGAUUUGAAGACUGAAGUAGGAAAGCAGAUUUGUGGAAUAUGUUUGUCGGAAGAAGGUAAGAGGACAGUUAGAGGGACAUUGAAUUGCUGCAGUCAUUACUUUUGUUUUGCUUGCAUCAUGGAGUGGUCCAAAGUGGAAUCCCGCUGUCCACUGUGCAAGCAAAGGUUUGUAAUGAUUAGUAAGCCUGCAAGGUCAGACACUAGCUUUGAAUUGAGGACUGUGGCUUUUCAGGUCCCUGAGCGUGAUCAGGUCUAUCAACCAUCUGAAGAGGAGCUUAGGGGUUACAUUGAUCCAUACGAAAAUGUAUUAUGUACAGAGUGUCAGCAAGGUGGGGAUGAUGCUCUUAUGCUGCUAUGUGAUCUCUGUGAUUCACCUGCACAUACUUAUUGUGUUGGUCUUGGACAUGAAGUACCUGAAGGUAACUGGUACUGUGAAAGCUGUCGGCCAACUGCACUUGCUUCUUCAAACCCACAGAAUAUGAAUCCUACCCCUGAUAUUAAUAGAACAAGCAGCAAUUUUUCUAUUGGGUCACCCCCUGUAGCCAAUGUGAGGGAGACAUUUGACCUUAAUGAAAUGUACGUACCUGAUACCCCUUUGGCUGAAGAAUCCGGUGGUUUUCAAUCUCCCCGAGAUGGUCGAGUUGCUUCUCCAGCUUCUGGGGUUGGGGCAUCGACGGUUUUUGACCGACGUAGAAUACAACGGCAAAUAAAUCAACUGCUUAAUAACAGGAGGAGACAACUUGGUAAUGUUAAUGGGACCUUGGUUGCUGUAUCAGGGAAUAGUCUCGUUGGCUCCCAAAUUGCUCGAAGCAGGGAAUUAGCAACUCAACCUGCUGUAGCACAAAGGGCAGCUCCUCAUAGUACAUUUUUCCAGGGAAGGCAACUGGAGAGUAAUGCUCGUUUAUCUCAUAAUCGGAAUAUUUUACCUGAAAGGUCAAGUAAUUUGAGUGGGCAACUGAAUCUGAAUGAAGCCUCUACAUCAUCGCAGAGUUUUUUGGGUGAAUUACAAGGUACCGAUGCAAGUAUCAGCUUGGCUUUGGUUCAUCAGCAACUCCAUCCCCUCAGUAGCAUAUCUUAUGUGGGGCCUGAUACUAGCCCAUCUCCUUGUCCAUUUAGAGAGUCUACAGUACCUUCAAGGACAUUGCCUAGCACUUUAAGAAGACCAUUUUAGCUGCAUGUGCGGUGGGACGAAGUUCUCCUUGUGCAGUUCACACCUUAAUCUGUAAUUAUGUUGGAGACCAGCUUGCAAUCACUCAUAGGGGGUGGAGGACCAGUUAUCUUCUUGCUUCUUUUUGUACUUAAGCUACUAUAAUGGUGGGGGAAAUCAUGAGUAGGAGACUUAUGCUGUUGAAGCAUUGGAAUUUGAUUCGCGUCGUUAGCUCACCAUUCUUUCUAUCCAUUGACCAUGCCAGAGAAAUCCAUUUUGUUAGGAUAGCAUUUUCUCUUUUAUACCUGUAUAUCCCGUUUUACUGACAAAAGAUGCCUUGAUUGCUGUUGAAGAUAUGCCACCAUUUUUCAUUGUUAAUUAUUAGCAAAUUUGUUAUCCGACAAUGAGCUGUCAUUGUGUUGGGAUAUGUUGGGAUUUUACCAAUGAUCAAGAUGCUUACUAAUUGCUGUUUUCUGUAAUAUAACUGGUUCUUGGUGGCUUA